GAUAAUGGUUGUGUUGCGUUUCGCUUUUAGCGCAUAGCAUAAACCAUGGCCACUGUAUUGAUGUACUGUGUAGAGUAGUCUUUGCCAUGGCACAUAUGAUUCAGGGCUGAAUAUCAUAUCAAUUACUAAAAACAUGGAAGACAGGGAAAAUAUCAUAUUGCACAUAAUUGUGGUUGGUUUCCACCACAAAAAGGGAUACCAGGUGGAGUUCACCCACCCACAGUGGCCGACGGGUGAUGAGUGCCCGGCUGAGUGGGGUCACCUGCCCAGCAUUGCCAUGCCGGACGGCUCACACAACUACCACCAGGAGACGGUGUACUUCCACCUGCCGCCGCUAGAUGGCAGUGACACCGUCUACGGCGUCUCCUGCUACCGGCAGAUCGACGCAGAUAGGGUUGUCAAUCGGACAGAGGACAUCACGCGGAAAUCGGUGCAGAAGUCUGUGAUCGCGCUGAGCCGCCUGCCACUAUUCGGUCAGAUUCAGGUGAAACUGGAGCUGAUCACCAGCGCCUAUUUCGAGACGGGCGACUUCAGUCAGGUGGAUGUGCUGAAGAAGGCCUACACCAACAUGAACCAGUGCCUCUCGGAGGAGAUGCUCGGCACGCCGCAGGUGUUCGUAGGUCUGAGCGUGCGCGACCUGGUGCUGAUGUUCCGACACAAGCUGCUAGUGCUGUUCAAGCUGGCGCUGCUGGAGCGGCGCGUCCUCCUGCAGCACUCGCCGGUCAGCGAGCUGUGCUCGGCCGUACUGGCGCUGACCUCUCUGUUCCCCGGUAUGGUACAGCACGGCCUGAGCCGCGCCGCACUGCAGCCGCGGCCCCCCAGCCGCCGCACCUCGGCCGUCCGGUCCCCGAGCAGAGAGGACCCGCCGGCCGCCGCCUCUGCCCCCGCCGCGGCCGACAGCGGGCUGCGGCGCGCCUCCGACGCCGACCUGGUCACCGGUAACAGCACCUUCUACCGCAGUGAGGCCGCCGCCCCGGCCGCCGGCGGCACCCAGCCCCCGCUGCACCGCAGCCACAGCGACGGCGCGGGCACGGCGGCCGGCGGGGCGCGCGCCGGCCGACCGGAGGCGCAGCGAGCCAGCGUGUUCUAUGACACGGCCGAGGCGCAGGAGGCGGAGGAGGCGGCGGCGCGCUCCAGCACGUUCUACCUGGGCUCGGAGGGGGCCGCCGAGCCCGCGCAGACGGAGCAGGAGCAGGAGCAGCCCAGUGUGGACGCCCGCGUGGAGCGGCUCCUGGCGGCGGCGCAGAGCGUGGACGACGUCCAGUGCGGCAUGCCCAUCAGGAGGUUCAGGAAGGGUCACCUGUGCCACCCGUACCUCUGUCUGUCGGACAUCCACCUUCUCACGGACGACGAGGUGCUCACCUUUCUGGCCGGCGCCACCAACGUUCUAUACAGCCACAAACGACAUCUGGUCGACGCUUACGUUACGAUGGCGCCCUGCUCAGUAGAGCUCAGCGUGCCACUCCGUCGUCAACUGGCGCUCUCUACGGAGGACCUGCGACUGGCCGACCUCAUAGUGCGAGCUGUCACGGAGCCGGGCCCCGCCGGUGGCUCCGACAGCCCCACCGGCGCGCCGGCGGCCCCCGGGCAGCCGCCGCGCGGCUCUGACGCCUGGCUGAGAGCCGUGUUCCGCCUCUACCUGUACAUGCUGCUGAGGACGUCGCUGCUACCCGACGGCAGCGCGGAGCACACGCUCUACAACAGCUGGUAUAUGGCGGCGCUAAAGGAGACGCCCAGCUACGUCCAGUGGGCCGACGGUCAGCACCUGGGGGUGCUCGAACUCAACCCGGGCCACCCGUGCUCGGGUCAACUCAGUAUGGCCGACAUGCGACUGAGGAUAUCACAGACAUUCCAGAGCUCUGAGCGGGGCCGCCGAGUCUCCCAGGUGGCCGUCAUGACCGGACGCGCCGUCGGCGGCGCUCUGACGGUGGCGCGUGGCGCUCUCACCAGCUGGUGGAGCUCACUGGCCACCCCGGAGGAGACUGCGCCGCCCGCCGAGCCCGCUGAGGAUGCCGCUGCAGCUGCCGAGACCGUCCCCGGUCAGUCCGCGGCCCCCGCCGCCACAGACCCUGCCGCCAGUGAGACCCGGCCGGCCCGGCCCAGGUUCGAGGCCCAGCCGGGAGAGGCGGUAGCGGCGGCGUCCUGUCCAUGAUCGAUGGGACACUGUCCACUGGGAAGGUCAGGGAGAGUGGGAUGUGUCCCCGUCUCUCUGGGAGCGUGUCGUCCCUCAGGUCAGUCUUGAGAGAUGCAACUCCAUCGCUGGACUGAGCGCAUCAGGUGUCUCCUGAAGGCCUGUGUCAUACUAGCGUCGGGGCUGGGAUGUAAAGGUCGGCCAGUACUUAGAGCCGCACCAGGACUGUCGGAGGUAGGUAUUGUAUGAGACAGCGGGGGUAACCGUAAGACCGGCAGUUGACAGGCCAGAUAUAAAGACUGAGUGAGCUGACCGGCCACCGCUCCUCACGGACGACGUGAUAUUCCAUCUCGGGUGGACUCCAAGUUCACCCUAUCAGUAUUCCUGGUCACUAAACUGGCGUGGAGGAGCACAGUUAUUGCGAGUCUUGUGUCACCGCCCCUGCCAAUUCCCAGCCUUGUUAACAUUGACGACUUUUUUGGAGAGUCUCGGUCGAUCUGGACGUUUGAUCAUUCAGUUUUCAUUUUUUCACGCUUGUGGUUGAUGCUUGGUCUGGGCUGGCUGGGGUGCAUGGAUAUUGACAUUUGGUGUAAGCUUGUCGCCGAGAGUUCGACUCUUGUACGGAUAUGCAGUCACGUAUUUAACAUGUGCGAUGAAUAUGGCAUUAUGGAAGCGUUGUAACCCGAGUCAGCCGAGUGGUGUAACUCGACCUUUACUUAUUGCGGCUGCCGCCAGUUGGUGUAUUGGUGCUCGUCUAACGCAGGAACUGCUGCAAUUCUCUGAUAGUCAUCGCCGCGAUACAAGAACCUAUGGGCAGUGAACUAGGAAACUCUCAGUCAACACCCCGAACUGCUUGGUAUCGAGCGUUUUCGGCUCCCGACGCGGCAUUCUUGGGAGAGUAGACAACGAAUCCUGGCUAACUUGUUUCCGUGUAUUCAGUCGUCAUCGACGCCCCGUGGAUCUCAGGCACGCUACUGAUUGGGUUGGGCCGCUAGGGCCCUGCCGUCUCCUGCCAGCUCCCAUGUGUUUGCACAAAUAUGUAUGUGUGACUACGGGCAACACACUGCGGCCGAUUGUGAUAUUUUGUUAACCGCGUAUAGCUACGUCCAGUGAUGCAUUAUGUGUUUAUCGUCGUCGGCAUUAUGUGUUUAUCGUCAUCGUUGUGCUUAUUCAUUUCUCUGCUGUGAGCAUAUCGUCGACCAAGACGUGCGAAGUCGUCGGCCAUUAGUCGUCAGGAUUGUAUGAGGGGGGAGGGGAGGUGUCGCCCCCAAUCGGUGUGCGCGGUACCACUGGCCAGGAGGGCGCACCGGACAGUGUAUUGGACUGCGCGUGGUGUGUUUACUCCCAUAAUAUAUGUGCCAGUGUCGAGUUGA
This is a messenger RNA of Amphibalanus amphitrite, 3504 nucleotides long. RefSeq names its product late secretory pathway protein AVL9 homolog. The record is from RefSeq and is a predicted model, not a curated record. NCBI's taxonomy places the organism in Eukaryota, Metazoa, Arthropoda, Thecostraca, Balanomorpha, Balanidae. The transcript has 11 exons. Gene Ontology annotation, cellular component: cytoplasm. Bases 134 to 2152 code for a protein of 672 amino acids.